CUUGAUAUACUUUGACCUACUACUACUACAUACACGGGGUAUCAUCACUAUUAGCACCUUUGAUCGAUAUGGCCACCUUCUCUCGUCUGGUUCGUUUCUUAGCCAAGGACGGCCAGACUUACUAUGGAGACGCCCUAUUGUCAGCAGGCGUGAGCGACAUUGCCCAAGCCACGAGAGCACGGGUUAUCCGGGGCGAUAUUUUCGGACAGCACCAAGUCACAGACCAAACUGCUGAUAUCAAAAUGCUCCUGGCGCCGUUGGCAAGAAAGGACAUUGGGACCGUGCGUUGUCUGGGACUCAACUAUGAACAACACGCCAUAGAAUCAAACCUACCCUUGCCCAAAUUUCCAGUUCUCUUCUACAAGCCCGUCACCUCUGUUACGGGGCCUACAGAUGAUGUCCCAGUAUCCCGCAUGGCCCAACAGGGUGAGGGUUUGGACUAUGAGUGUGAAUUGGUUGUCGUUAUCGGCAAGGAAGCUAAGAAUGUGCCCGAGAGUCAGGCCCUGGACUAUGUUUUGGGUUAUGCCGUUGGAAACGAUGUCUCUCAUCGUGAAUGGCAGCUGAAGCAUGGUGGAGGGCAAUGGGGGCUGGGCAAGGGCUUCGACGGAUGGGCGCCCUUUGGACCAGGUAUUGUAUCUUCGAAGCUAAUCCGUGAUCCCAACAACUUGCAGAUUUCGACAAAACUGAAUGGUCAGACGGUUCAAUCAUCAUCCACCAAGGAUAUGAUCUUCAAUGUGGCCAAGACAGUGUCGUUCUUAUCUCAGGGUACCACCUUGUUGCCCGGGGAUGUAAUCUUUACAGGAACACCCCAAGGUGUUGGUAUGGGUCGAAAGCCGGCGCUCUGGCUCAAGGAUGGUGAUUUGGUUGAGGUUUCUCUUGAGGGUGUCGGAUCAUGCCUGAAUCGCAUUGUCUUCGACAAGCCCUCUUCUAAGCUCUGAAUCAAUA
Messenger RNA from Aspergillus vadensis CBS 113365, 945 nucleotides. RefSeq names its product fumarylacetoacetate hydrolase family protein. Gene Ontology annotation, molecular function: catalytic activity. Lineage: Eukaryota; Fungi; Ascomycota; Eurotiomycetes; Eurotiales; Aspergillaceae. The transcript is spliced from 3 exons. The record is from RefSeq and is a predicted model, not a curated record. The coding region runs from base 69 to 938 and encodes 289 amino acids.